This is a messenger RNA of Thamnophis elegans (Western terrestrial garter snake), 570 nucleotides long. RefSeq names its product NADH dehydrogenase [ubiquinone] 1 subunit C2-like. The record is from RefSeq and is a predicted model, not a curated record. Gene Ontology annotation, cellular component: mitochondrial inner membrane. Gene Ontology annotation, biological process: mitochondrial electron transport, NADH to ubiquinone. The coding region runs from base 90 to 431 and encodes 113 amino acids. The transcript has 3 exons. NCBI's taxonomy places the organism in Eukaryota, Metazoa, Chordata, Lepidosauria, Squamata, Natricidae.
CGGUGCGGCGGCGGAACCUUCCUUCGCGGGCGCGGCGAGGGCGGGGAAGGCGUUGCGGGCAGGACCGUCCCCCGCUGUGACCGGCCACCAUGCAGCUCCGCUUAGGCAUCCCCAAGGAGGCGCGCUCGUUGCCGCCGCCGCCGCUGGUCAACUUCCCGUCGGUCUGGAUGGCGGGCGUCUUCUGGCUCAGCGCCCUGCUGGACAACGGCCUCAACCGCAGGCCCGUCCUGCGAGCCGGCAUCCACCGUCAAGUCCUGAUGACCACCCUGGGCUUUUGUCUGGGCUACUACAUCAAGAGAUACUCCGAUUACUACUAUGCUGAGCGGGACAGGGAGCUAUUCAGUUACGUAAAGCGGCAUCCUGAGGACUUUGUGGAACAAGAGCCCAAAAAGGUGGGAGACAUUCUGGAAAAGUUCGUCCCAACGCGCUGAAGUUCCUCCAAGGGAUCCUGUGAUCCUCCGGGUGUUUUCUCUGCUCCCUCCUCUUCUAUGUGGAAGCCCUCGGCGUCUAAUCGCUUGUUGAUAAACGUGGAUUGUAUCCUUUCUAAUAAAAUACAUAUACGAAGAUCAA